Erythranthe guttata (spotted monkey flower) is the source of this 804-nucleotide messenger RNA. Lineage: Eukaryota; Viridiplantae; Streptophyta; Magnoliopsida; Lamiales; Phrymaceae. The record is from RefSeq and is a predicted model, not a curated record.
AUUAGUCUCGGAAAAAAAAAAACGAUCUUUCUCGAUUUUUUUACGAUAAAAAUCAAGUCUUUUUCGAUAAGCAAAUGGCAUCGAGCUCGAUGACAUCGUCACGGUCAUCAUCAUGGACAACGAAGCAGAACAAGCAAUUUGAGGAGGCUUUAGCUAAGUACGACAAGGAAACGCCCGACAGGUGGCACAACAUUGCCAGGUCAGUUGGCGGGAAAUCGGCCGACGAAGUGAGGCGGCACUACGAAGCUCUUGUUAAGGACAUUAUGCAGAUUGAAACUGAUCAAGUCCCAAUACCUAAUUACAGAGCCAUUGCUAAUACCAGAGGAUAUUCCAAUGAGCAAAGGUAUUUAUAUUUAUAUUUAUAUAUACAUAUAUAAUUAUUUUUUGUUGUCACGAUUUUAUUUUUUUCGGGCACUAUAUUGAAUUAGCGACAAAUAAGUAUUGUCGAUAAUCGAAAUAUUAUUUCCUAUGGUGUUUGCUCAUUUGUUUCUACCAAUUGAUAUCUUUCCACAAAGAAUUGAAAUUUUCGAUUUCAUAAUAUGUAUCUUCAAUUUUUGGAAACUUUUAUAAAAUUUUCAAAUUGUAGCGGAUUAAAUCCAGGGAUCGUAGACAUUGCCUCGUUUGCAUCACCGAUAGUUUUGAAUUUCCCAUUUAUCAAAAAAUUAAAUUCAUUAUCAUUAUUAAAAUUAAUUAAAAGUUCUUGCAUUUGCCUAACUGGCACUAAUUAAGGUUUCCAUUUGUGGUGCCCAAGUAGAAGGAAAUUUAUAAACAAGUUAUCUUAAUUAAAUAAUUAUUAGAAGAAAA